This is a messenger RNA of Lactuca saligna, 657 nucleotides long. NCBI's taxonomy places the organism in Eukaryota, Viridiplantae, Streptophyta, Magnoliopsida, Asterales, Asteraceae. The record is from the annotation of a GenBank genome assembly.
CUCGUACCCAAAAAGACAGACACAAACACAAACACAAACUCCCUUUCUUUCUUUCUUUCUUUCUUUCUUUCUUUUCGCUUUCACCCAUCGUAUCAAAGCCAUCCAAAACGGGUGUUCCUCUGUGGAUGCUUGGAUUCGGUGCAGUUCGUCUGCGAACCGACAUGAAUCGCUUGCUUUCAGUCCUCUUCCACCAAGGCGUUCUCGAUGAACAGUUCUUGCAGCUCCAACACCUCCAAGAUCAAUCCUCCCCCAACUUCGUCUCCGACGUCGUCACCAUCUACUUUCACGAAUCCGAAAAGCAGCUUCGCAACCUCCGAAACCUACUGUUGGAUAAGGAGACAUGGGAUCAUGUUAAGCUCGGAAUACAUUUGAAUCAGUUGAUGGGAAGUAGUUCCAGCAUUGGUGCUAAAAGAGUUCGGAACAUUUGUGCUGUGUUUCGGGCUGCAGUUGAACAGAAUAAUCGUCCAGCAUGCAUGAGGGCAUUAGAGGUGCUUGAACACGAAUAUUGUUAUCUGAAGAACAAGUUGCAUGAACUUUUUCAGAUGGAGCAACAAAGAGUGCUUGGAGAUGCAGUGAGGUACGCAGGUGUAGUGCACCAGCAGUGAAUCGAAGCGCAUGUAGGUAGCAUGGGGUGUGGCUUUUGGGUCUUAUAGGUUG